Lathyrus oleraceus (garden pea) is the source of this 1332-nucleotide messenger RNA. RefSeq lists its product as uncharacterized. Lineage: Eukaryota; Viridiplantae; Streptophyta; Magnoliopsida; Fabales; Fabaceae. The transcript has a single exon. The record is from RefSeq and is a predicted model, not a curated record. The coding region runs from base 1 to 1332 and encodes 443 amino acids.
AUGGAAGUAGUUCGAGAAGAACAAGCUGCCUUCAGAGAGAAGAUGGACUCUGUCAAAAGCAAUAUUGAGCAGAUCUUUGAGGCUAUACAAGCUCUGGCUAGAAGGGAAGAAGAGGCUCGUGUCACCGCUGCUGCAAGGAACGAUGCUCUAGUUCAAGGGGUUACUCUUCAGUCAGGACCUUCAGUUCCUAUUCCAAAUCCCGUUAUCUACGGUCUUCCUCCAGGUUUUGUUCCACCGCCUGAAAGAACUCAUGUGCCUCCACAUGCGCAUACUUCUGGAGUAGCUGAUGGAGUCACUGCGCAAGGACCUCUGAUAGUCAAUCAAGUGGUCAUUCCCCGCACUGAUGAGGAGCUCCAGGACGAGUUUGAAAUGCAGAAUUACAAUGGAGCUACUCCAGUGGUCAUCCCUACUGCUGCCCAAGAUUCUGAGGCUAUCUUAAUGUGUCGGGCUAUGGCCGAAAAGCUAAGAAUCUUGGAAGGACAUAACUCAACCCGAUUGAGUGCCUUGGAGAUGUGUCUGGUCCCAGACGUGGUGAUUCAUCCAAAAUUCAAAGCGCCGGAAUUUGAAAAAUACAAAGGCCUCACAUGUCCUAACAUACACUUGAAAAUGUAUUGCAGAAAAAUGGCUGCCUAUACCAGAGAUGAUAAGCUCAUGAUCCAUUGCUUUCAGGACAGUCUAACUGGGGCAUCUUUGGAUUGGUACAUGCAAUUGGAGUGUAGCAACAUCCACACUUGGGAUGAGUUGGUUGAAGAAUUUGCAAAGCAAUACAAAUAUAAUAAUGACUUGGCCCCAAACCAUACUCAGCUUCAGAGUAUGGCCCAGAAAGACAGUGAGUCUUUCAAAGAAUAUGCGCAACGCUGGAGAGAAUUGGCUGCAAGGGUGCACCCACCAUUGGUUGAUCGUGAAUUGAUUGACAUUUUCAUGGGUACCUUGCAGGGCCAAUAUUAUGAAAGAUUGAUCAAUAGUGUCUCCACAGGAUUUUCUGACAUGGUGAUCGUGGGAGAAAGAGUAGAAGAAGGACUGGAAAGUGGUAAAAUCCAGGGAGGUUCCAGCAGUCAACCAAUCUUGAAGAAGCCUUUCAACGGAUUCAAGAGGAAGGAGGGUGAGACUAGUGCCAUUUCUUCUCAGAGGGGGAGGGCACCAUACAAGGCUCCUGCUUCUGUGCCUUAUUAUCAGUACCCUUACGUAUCGGCUACUCAAUAUCCAGCCAUGCCUUACCGUCCAAUUGAUCCUGUUCCUAUUCCAGCUCCGGUACCUCACUAUCAAGUUCCAGUUCUUCAAUAUCAAGCUCCACAACCUCAGCUCCAGGCUCCUCCACCUCAACAUCAAUAG